This is a messenger RNA of Xenia sp. Carnegie-2017, 4124 nucleotides long. Its product is annotated as integrator complex subunit 2-like. Gene Ontology annotation, cellular component: integrator complex. The record is from RefSeq and is a predicted model, not a curated record. The coding region runs from base 124 to 3828 and encodes 1234 amino acids. Gene Ontology annotation, biological process: snRNA 3'-end processing. Lineage: Eukaryota; Metazoa; Cnidaria; Anthozoa; Malacalcyonacea; Xeniidae. The transcript has 17 exons.
GCACGCUUUCAUCCAUCUGGAAUCUGGACGGUCGCCUUCAUUACUUUCCUCUUUCAUCCUGUGUCUGUUUUCUUUCUAGGUCUAGACCAAUGGCGGACUCGCAAACGUUCUAAACACUUGUGUAUGUUAAAACCUUUGUCAAUGGCGCUCUUUUAUCCAAGUGAACGUUGCUUUGAUUUUGCACGAAACAUGUGUGUUUCUGAACUGCAAAACCUCAAUGACAAUGAAAUUCGAGUUCUUCUACCAUCGCUUGUUAGGAUUGUUCAACGACCUUCUUUAGAUGAAAGCGACCAUUGGAAGGAAGCACUCAAAGAAAUAAAUAAGUUGCUUUGUGGAUUAGAAGAUGUAAAUUAUAUCAUUCGUUUGCUGUGCAUUGAUUUUAACAUUUUAAGGCAAGAUUGUACGAAGGAAAAGCAAAUGCAGCACAAACUGGAGGAAAAUGAAUCAAAUAAUGACAGUGUGCUUAUUGAGACCGGUCAAGUUGGUUUGGUGAUGGAGUUUGAGAAAAGUAAGCCUUCCAGAAGAAUGAGACUUGUCUUACGUGAAUUACUUAAAGUAAUGAGAAAGUGUGAACAAAAUGAAGAGUUCCUGAGGUUAGAAAGCUGUGAACUUUUUGAAUGUGAUGUUUACAUGAAAGAAAUUUGUGAUUUGAUUUGUUUAGCUCAAGCAGAGAUUUCUGACCAGUUUCCAUUGCUUGAGGUUGUACACUCAUUGCUAAGGUUGCCAAACGGUCCUUGGUUUAUUUGCUGUUUACUUGUAAACUUUCCUGACUGUUUUGAGCAAGUUUGUUCUUCAUUGUUGACAAUCCAGGAUUCAAAAUCUGGUGAUUCAUUUUCUUCUUCAAUUCAUACUGAAGCCCUUUAUCAACUGUGCCAAAUGAAACCAAGCUAUGCAAGCACAAUACGUACGGAGGCUGUAAAGAAAUGUUGCUUGCCAGAACUGACUGUAAGACUGACACUGGACUGUGAUCUUGAUAAAGAAAACAAACAAAGGGAUCUUGUUGAGUUUCUCUGUGGCUUACUGCUUGGAAGCAACAUAAAAGUUCGUAAAUGGUUUGCACAAUUUAUCAAAAAUGGUCAAAAGGAAGGUUCUGCAUCGCAUUCUGUGCUCAAGCAACUGAGAGAAGAAUUGAUGAAGGACUUAGUUUCACUAACGCCUUCAAAACAUCGACAGAGAAUAAGACGUCAAUGGCACAAGAAUAGAGGGAGUAUAACAGAAGGAAAACGAAGGAUAACUGUGGAUGAACAGGAUAAGGAAACCUUGGAAAUCAUUGAAGCUAUGGAUGUAUCUACGGAUUUUGAAAUUGUAAAGGAAGAAGAAAUGACCAUUGCUGAAAAUGAAGAAGUAUCCACCACAAAUGUUGAUGGUGAAAUGGACGUUGUUCUCGACGAUGUUAUUUAUGCAACUGCGAUGUUAAGACUUUACUGUGCUCUCAAAGGAAUCGCUGGAAUGAAGUUAAAUAAUGACGAAUCAGAUGAGUUAAUAUGUUUAAUCACCAGUCAAGUACCGAAAACGGCUGCUGGUGUGCGCUUUGUUACUGUUGGUUUAUCAACAUUACUGGCUUGUUCUAACAUGAUCAAAUCAAUUGAACAGGAGAAAGAAAUGAUAAGAUGGAUUACAUGGUUAUCACAAGAGCACCAUCAUUAUGAUAAUUCAACUCGAUUACUAAUAUCUUUUGCAGAAAGCUUGCUUCUUGUUGCGAUUCAUUUCCAUAGCAACAACCUCGAGGCGAUCGCGGAUCUUGUCUGCGCAAGCCUGGGAAUGAGAGUUCGACCUGGUCCUCUAACGAGAAUCAAGACAAUCUUCACUCAAGAAUUGUUUCCGGAAAAGGCUGUAUCAGAACACGCUGUCCGAGUUGCUGUUACGAAUCAACUAAGUUCAAACGACUCUGGCUUUCUUCCUAUUCAUUGUGUUUAUCAUUUGUUAAAGAAUAGAACUUUUACAAAACAUUCUGUCCAAGUUAAGGAUUGGUUAUUUAAGCAGAUUUUAUGUUCUUCUCAACCAAUCCAUUCACUUCUUGUGCUCAUAAUCGACGUAUUUGUGACGUCCGUAGUAAUGCCGUUGUAUAGUAAACAACACAAGCUUGCAACAUCUCUCACCAUUGAAGGGUUUUCCGAAACAGAAAUAUUGGCUGUGUUUCAGCGUGGCUAUAAUGGUGAAAAUCUUACCGCUCAGCUCUUGCUUUUAUAUUAUGUACUCACUUAUAAAGACUGUUGUUUGUCCAACAUGAAAUCCUUAGUCACAAAUAGCUAUCAACCACGUGACUAUUCCCAGACCCUUUACUCCCAAAUUCCUAUUAAGUAUCUCCUACAACAAGCUCGAAAAUUGCAACAUAACUACAGAGAUCUAUAUCCUCCUUUGCUGUGCAUGCUUGUGACGUAUUAUCCUCAGCUGUGUCUAGUUGAAGAUUGGCUUUGUGAAGAAGAUACCCAUGAAAAACAAACAACGUGGAACAGAGCGCGAAAUUUGAAUUUUAAUGAAGUUAUACGAGUGUUAAACAAUCUUCGCCACGCACCGGCCGUUGCUAUGCUUACAUUACUAAAGCUGAAAAAACUGCAGCCCAUACUUCUCAUUCAAUACAUCGAGGCUAUAGUGGAAGGACUGCGCGUCGCCCUGGGUCCUAACGUUUGUCGUCAUGUGCGAAUAUUAUUGAUGGAGUUAUGGAUUAAAUUAAAUACGAUGAUUCCUCGAAGAUUAUGGCUUUUAACUGUGAAUAAGUUAUGUGAAACUGGAUCAACUCCAUAUACAGAAAAUGAGCUUAUGAAAGAUCCGCUUACCGUUUUAAGAUGUGAUCGCAGAAUAUUAAGAUGUGCUCCAAUAUUUACAAUUAUCACUCGGGUUUUAAUGGGAUAUUUGGCCGCAUCUCGCGCGAUGCUGAAUCAGCAUAUAUUGGCAAACAGUUCGGGCGCCAAGAGUAACGCUAGUACUUCAUUUAAUAACGUCGAACAGGAGCGUGAAGAAUUGAAGUCGGCAUUAAUUGCAGCACAAGAAAGUGCUGUUGUUCAAAUUUUGCUUGAAGUAUGUUUGUUGACACCUGAAGAAAAAGAGGGUAAAAACGGAUCGAUGAAUAAUUGCGAACUUAGAGAGAUUCGUUGUUUGGUUUGUUCAACUCUUCAUCAAAUGUUCAUAAUACAUCCAAAACUUGUAAAAUUGGUUCAUUUUCAGGGAUAUGAACCAGCGUUGUUACCUAUGACUGUCAGUGGUAUACCAUCAAUGCAUAUUUGUCUGAAUUUGAUAACAGAAUUGAUAAAUCAACCAGAACUGGAAAAGCAGUUGUUUGCUGUUCAGCUUUCUUCGUAUUUAUGUGUUCAGUUCCCUUUGCAAAAGGCAUUGGAUGUUGCCAAGUAUGUCAUCAGUCGUUUGACGUCAUUAUGCGAAGCGUUGCCGGGAGACAGGUGUGCAAAAUUCUUUAUUCCUGCUUGUGAAUGCUUGCCACGAUUCUGUAGAGCAUUUCCUCCACUUUCCGUGGAUACGUCAUCAUUGUUAUUGUUGAUUGGUCAGCUUGCAGCGUCACGUGCUGCUGAGACUUGUGACGACGAUCUAGAUCUUUCUCGUUAUUAUAACAUGAUUCAAGAUUUCCACAAGAAGACAACAGAAAACAGUGAAGUAUUGUUUGAUCAUGGUUUUGUUGAGCACGAGAAUGGUGUAAUAAAUGACAAAACGUUACAUUCCCUUCAACAUGAUGUUGUACCUCGUUCAAAACAUGUCGUACUUUAUGAAGUAGUGUGUAAAACAUUUAAACAUCUAGUGAGUGCGUGUAUUUUGGAGAAAUAUGGCUUUACGACAGAAUUUACCGAUGUUUACCAAAAUACUCGAACUUCUUUGUAAUGAAACGUAUUUUAUAUGAAUGUAUGAAAAUGUAGAAUUGAACAAACAUUUUAAACUUUAGUUAUUCUGGAAAUGAUCUCAAGAUUUUUGUCGUUUUUUCCCACGUUUACUCAUAACUCGAAUGCUCUAAGCCAUUCUGCAUUUUGGCUAUUUUCCACAAACUAGAAUAAAGUUUCUAUGUUCAGCUAUAAUCUACCAUCUUUCCAAAAUAAUUUUUGCCUUGAGGAAAUGCCAGCAUUUAAAAAUGUACUUUGUUGAUAGUAUACGCACCUUAUCAAAUAAACGCUUCACAUAUG